AUGCUUUCGUGCAAGGACCUGUUCGUCUUUGCUCUGGCCGCGCUGGCCUGGACGGCACUCGCGGCCGCAUCAUCAAGUGGACGCAGCAAUGGCACAAGAGAGUACAACAUCCGCCUGUCGUGGGAGCAGAAUGAUCUCGCCGGGGUGCCCAGGAAGAUGAUGCUCGUCAACGGGCAGUCUCCUGGGCCGGUGAUGGAGCUGGACCAGGACGACUGGGUGGUUGUCAAUCUCAUCAACGACACUCCCUUUAACACGUCAAUACAUUUCCAUGGCAUCGAAAUGCACCAGACGCCAUGGGCCGACGGCGUCCCCGGCGUGACACAGCACCCCGUUCACCAAGGCAUGACAUUUACCUACCGCUUCCGCGCGACGCAAUACGGCAGCUUCUGGUACCACUCGCACCUCCAAGGCCAAAUCGAAGACGGAUGCUACGGCGCGAUAACGAUUCACCCCCGAGCCGGCGACCCGAAGCCGUUCCACCUCAUCGCCGGCGGAGACGCAGGCGUACAGAAGGCGCUGGAGGACGCCGAGGCCCAAGUAUACCCGCUGCUGAUUGCGGACCUGACGCGGCUCGAGUCCAACACGAAAUGGAAGAUGUCCGAGGAAGCCGGAAUAGAGGUGUCGUGCUACGAUGCGCUGCUCUUCAACGGCAAGGGGAGAGUGACGUGUCUGCCCCCGGACGAGAUGGCGGCCAAGAUGAGCCCGACGACGCAGCGCGACCUGGCGCUGGUGCCGGGAUCGAAGCUGACGGACAAAGGGUGUCUGCCAGCCAGGGUCAUGGCCGCAUUUGGCGGCGACGCCAACGCCCUCAGGCAAGACAAGGUCAUCCCGGGCGUCUUUGAGGGCUGCAAGGAGACGGAAGGCGCCACGGAGGUUAUCAACGCAACGUACAGAGGCGACGGGGCGCACGAUUGGAUCGCCAUAGACCUGAUCGGGGCGACCAACUUUGCCACGCCCGUCGUGUCCAUCGACGGGCACGACAUGUGGUUGUACGCCAUGGACGGGUCGUACAUUGAGCCGCAAAAGGUGCAGAUCAUCAACAUGGCCAACGGCGAGCGGUACGGCGUCCUGGUGCAGCUCGGCGGCGCGGGGCAGUUCAAGAUCCGCGCCAACUCCAACACGGCGGCGCAGAUGAUUGUCGGCAACGCGGUGCUCAACGUCGAAGGACAGCAGUCCGGCAACUCGACCAAGAAGGAGGCCAAGGCGUACAUUGACAUAGUCGGCAACCCGACGUCCAAGGACCUCGUCAUCUUCGACCAAGCCAUCGCGCACCCCUUCCCGCCCGCGCCCGUCGCGCAGCGCGCCGACGCCACCUUUGUGCUCAACAUGCGCCUCGACGGCGCGAGCUACCUUUGGGCGCUCAACAGCUCGCGGCUGCAGCCCAUGGCCUUUUUCGACGCGCGGCCGCCCGUGCUCUUCAACCCCAAGCCGUGGGAGCACGACAACGUGACCAUCACGACGCGCAACGGCACAUGGGUCGACCUCGUCUUCCUGUCGAGCGUGUACCCGAUGCCGCCGCACCCGAUCCAUAAGCACGGCAACAAGAUGUUCCAGAUCGGCUCCGGGCAGGGCGACUGGCGGUGGGCCAGCGUCGAGGAGGCGCUGCGCGACGUGCCGGGCCAGUUCAACCUGCGCGACCCGCCGCAGAGGGACGGCUUCCUGUCGCUGCAGGCGACGAAAGGCCGCAACUGGGUGGUGGUGCGGUACGAGGUGGUGAACCCGGGCGCGUGGCUGCUGCACUGCCAUAUCAACAACCACAUGAUGGGCGGCAUGAUGAUGAUUAUACAGGACGGCGUGGAUGCGUGGCCGGUCAAGCCGAAUGAGCAUGGGCAUGGUACAUAUUGA
Molecule: messenger RNA, 1845 nt
Organism: Purpureocillium lilacinum
Lineage: Eukaryota; Fungi; Ascomycota; Sordariomycetes; Hypocreales; Ophiocordycipitaceae
Molecular function (GO): copper ion binding; oxidoreductase activity
Source: RefSeq, a predicted model, not a curated record